Cephus cinctus (wheat stem sawfly) is the source of this 1516-nucleotide messenger RNA. RefSeq names its product gustatory receptor 68a. Gene Ontology annotation, biological process: sensory perception of taste. Gene Ontology annotation, cellular component: neuronal cell body; dendrite; axon. Bases 156 to 1442 code for a protein of 428 amino acids. The record is from RefSeq and is a predicted model, not a curated record. Lineage: Eukaryota; Metazoa; Arthropoda; Insecta; Hymenoptera; Cephidae. The transcript has 8 exons.
GUACUUAUCUGCCACGUGAUUGUACUACUAGAUCUGUUUAUCCAUAUUGCUAUUACUAUUGCUAUUGCUUAGAGAAUGUGUGAAAAUAAUAAGUUUCUCUUGAUUAUCGAACGGAGAGUCUCUCUUCACCGUGUAGGGUGCAACGUGCAUCAGGUAUGUGCCUACCGACCUGCGCACAGGAAAUUCCUCGGGUGAAUCAUAAAAGAGACAUAAAAGUUAGUGGAGCACAAGAGAGAGUGUCAGGACUUGAGUUGUUCGUUAGACGUCUAAAGUGCUUGGGAAUCAUUGUAAUUGAAAAAUACGCAAUGAACAAAUUGGAGAUCCAUGGUCGAUCGGUACAGAUCUUUGCAUGGAUUUUGGGCCUCAGUGACAUCGAAUAUCCGAUUGGUCGUCAACGACCAGUUAUCAGCUUUUUAUAUCUCAUGUUCCUCAUGGGAAUUCUUACCUAUAAUUUAAAGAGUGUUAUAGGUCACAUAGAGAUUAAUAUAUCUGGUUCAACUUUGUCUGAAGAACUAAUAAGGCUUCUCUUUAUCGUGGGUACUGGAAUUUCGUAUUACAUCUUGGGAUCAGUAUGGUUAUUUAAAAAGGAUGAAUCGGAGUGUUUACGCCAGCUGAACGAAGUCACUGAAUGCAUCGCGUCCAUCAGCAGUGAUACUGAUUUUAAAGAUAUUAAGAGAAAUAAAAUGAUACAGAUCAUUAGCUGGAUUACGUGUGUGUAUUACAUGGCCCAUUUUUUCAUAAAAUAUAUUUCAGACUCUGAAAGUUUAAGCUCUUUCAGUAACAUCUUUUGCAUUAAUUACGAGUCAUUUCUCAUUCUGUAUAUUAACUUAAUGUUCGUCAACUAUAUUCGGAUAAUUCAACUGAACUUUGCAAAGAUGAAUAAAAGGCUCAAGGAACUUACUGCGUUCACUGAUUGUUCGUCAAGUAUCAGUGUUUAUGAAAUUAUCAAAGAUAUUUCGCGCAUCAAGCAACUGCAUAUACGACUUACACGGGUAUCGAGAUCUUUUAACGAUUUUUAUGGUAUAUACACACUUCUGUCAAUAACGCUAAGGUUUGGGACAAUGACAUUUCAUUUGUAUAAUAUAUACUGUACUCUCUAUAAUGUUCAAUCUGAUUCCACGACUCACGUCUACACCGUAAUUCAACAUUGUCUGUUGAUGAGCGUAGAUCUAUAUGUCGUGUUCACUGUGAUUGAUGCUUGCAGACUGACUGCGAUGGAAGCCAAUAAAACAGGAUACAGAAUUUUCGAAUUAACUAACAAUGGAUCAAGCAUGGAGAUUGACAAUGAGAUCGAACGAUUUUCUGUGCAACUUCUCCAAAAUCCCUUAGAAUUCACGGCGCAUGGUUUCUUUGUUCUGAAUCGUGGAAUCAUAUUCAACAUAAUCCUGAUGUUGAUUAGUUAUCUCAUCGUUCUCGUACAACUGUCAACGUGUGAAGUGUGAAGUUAAAAUAAUCAAUGUCGUCACGUAUACUAUGUAUUGUAUGAAGUGUGCAUUAAUAAAUCGUUAGUCAAAAG